This is a messenger RNA of Branchiostoma floridae (Florida lancelet), 2008 nucleotides long. Its product is annotated as prolactin receptor-like. Gene Ontology annotation, molecular function: protein binding; cytokine receptor activity. The transcript has 7 exons. The coding region runs from base 79 to 1119 and encodes 346 amino acids. The record is from RefSeq and is a predicted model, not a curated record. Gene Ontology annotation, biological process: cytokine-mediated signaling pathway. Lineage: Eukaryota; Metazoa; Chordata; Leptocardii; Amphioxiformes; Branchiostomatidae. Gene Ontology annotation, cellular component: external side of plasma membrane; membrane.
CGGGCACUGGUUGAAAGGAGUCACCCCGCAGGUUGGAAGCCUUUUUUCUUGAAGAUCAUCUAGAGAGAAAGAGCCAAGAUGUACACCUGUUCUUACCUGGUCACCUUACUUCUCAACAUCGCCAUGUUGUGUCAAGGUGCCAACAUCUUUAGACUACAGCAUGGUCACAGUAUGGAGGAAGUGUCGUCAUACCCAACGGACGCCUUCACCUCGGCCACGCCCACCGUGUCGCACUGGGCCUGGCAACGGGAGCUGGUGGCCGCUGUCGGCUCCACCGUCCUGCUGAACUGCACCGCGCGGGACGGGCUCGCACCAGCGGGUGCCUCCUGGCAGCACAACGGGAGGAAGCUCGCCUCCUCCCGCCGGGACUCUCCUGCAGCCCCCGGUGCACAGCUCCGGCUCGAGGACGUGAGAGUGGAGGACUCCGGUACCUACUUGUGUCUUGUCGACGGCAGGGUGCAGACACAAGUCGUCCUCAAGAUCGGACGAAAACCGCAGCUGCCGAAGAUCGUGGACUGCAUCUCUAAGAACGCGGACACGUUCCGCUGCUGGUGGACUGUGGAAGACUCAGACUUGGAGACGCACUACAGACUCUUCUACACCUUCAACGAUGGAAAGCGGAUCCGGCACGAGUGCCCGGAGUACGAGGGUGUGGACAGCUGCUUCUUCGGGUACGACCACGCCUACCUGCACACUCGCUACCGGUUCGAGGUACGGGCCACCAACGCGCUCGGCAGCGCCACCUCGCGGCCCUACUAUGUAGAUCCAACCACGGAAAGAGUGAAACCUGACCCGCCUCGUCACGUGCACACCCGUCUCCGCCAUAAUGACGGGACAAAGGUCAAGGUCAGCUGGAGGUCACCAACAGACAUAAUGUAUCUGAGCAUACAGUACGAGCUGCAGUACAGAUCAGAGAACGACCAGCCUGACGAUUGGACGGUCCAGAAAACCGGCGAGCAGACCAACUUCCUCCUCCUGGGCCUGGAGCCCAACACCAGACACUUUCUGCGCGUGCGCUGUAAACCCGUCCUGCUGGGGGGCUUCUGGAGCGAAUUCUCUGACGUCACAGAGGUCAUGACCGGCGAGUCACAUGACAGGCAUCGUCAUCAUCUGACGUAGAGUGGAGGACACACAGAAAAUAGAACUCUUGUAAAUAUUUAGAUAAGUGUGGAAAGAGCGACAAAAAAUUUGCCAACCCCGGGACGAGACCCUGCAUGCAUCUAAAAUCAAUUUCAAAAAAUGAAUUCAUUUAAACAUCUCAAAGAUGUUUUUCCCCCAAAUUUCUCCCACAUUGGAGUCAAAGCAAUUUGUAAACACACCUUGAACUGCUUCUUGAGAAGUAAACACAAACAAGCCCAGGUUUAGAUACACGUAUGUUUGGUUAACGUUUUACAAGCCUCUCGUUUUUACAACACACACACUGUAUCUACUGCCGCCAUUCUUUAUCAUUUUGGCUUUUAUUUGGAAACAUUUUUUGUAAUAAAGAUCUGUAACAAACCUUUUCAUCCAUUGUUUUGGGAACUUUGACACGUAUUCUUUAGACACUGCCAGGAAAUUGAGAGAGUCUUACAUGUUGGACUUUAGCAGCCCUGGUUAAAAGUGGCUAUCCGUGUAGUCUGUAAAUAUCAGCUUUCAAUGUUACACGUCAAUCUAGAUGUUGAUAGGAAUUUAGGCGUCCUUUCUUUCAACAAGUGUACCUCAGCAUUUUGAUAUGUUGUCCUUGUUUUCUUUUACUUUCAUGCAAAUUAUUUCAAGUUGAAAGGAAUGCACAUAGCAAGUACCUAUAUCUGCCUUGUAUGUACGAUUUUUGAAUGGGCAUAUAGGCUGCCAAUCCAUAUAUAUCCAAGUUGUCAAACCGUAUACGUAGCUAGCUGUAUGUAAAUAUUCUUUUGUGUAUUUCGUGUUGUAUGUUUCUAUCAUAGUUCAAUCGUAAGCCGACGUGGUUGGCUUGUAAGCCAUAGACACUUCCUGACUAAGACAUAGAGAGAGAUAGAGGGCGCAACGUAAA